AUGGCGAAGGAACCAAGUCUCCAUAGUGCUCAGCCGGACCUCAACCCGGAGACAGCGGCAUCUGCAAAGCCGAAGAGGUCCCCCAUGCAGCCAUCAGCGGUCACUGCAGAGUCCCUGGUGCCUAUGGACCACGACAGCAAGUGCAUGUUCUGCUGGAUCGCGCAGGGGCAGGAACCAAGCACUGAACUUCUGCCCUGUGAGAAUGAAGACCUACUUUGCUUCAAAGAUAUCAAACCAGCAGCACCUCAUCAUUAUCUAGUAGUGCCAAAGAAGCCUAUCGGAAACUGAAAAGAUCUAGAGAAGGCUCAUAUAGAAUGGGUUGAGAACCUGUUAGCUGUUGGAAAAGCCAUCCUGCAAAGGAAUAAUUUCACUGACUUAAAAAAUGUGAGGAUGGGUUUCCACCAUUCUGUUCCAUUUCAUGUUCUAGCACUAGUGAAUCAGCUUGGCUUCAGAUCAAAUUAGGUUUAUAGAAUCAAUUCCUACUGGUUUAUAAGAGCUGAUUAUUUGAUUGAAAAAGUAAGAAAAUGA
Molecule: messenger RNA, 528 nt
Organism: Echinops telfairi (small Madagascar hedgehog)
Lineage: Eukaryota; Metazoa; Chordata; Mammalia; Afrosoricida; Tenrecidae
Product: adenosine 5'-monophosphoramidase HINT3
Molecular function (GO): catalytic activity
Source: RefSeq, a predicted model, not a curated record